UGACCAGCAGAGUCAGCGAGCUAAUUCUAACCUUUCCCUGAUCAUAACCACUCAUUUCCCAUCCCCAGGUUGCAUGCCAAACUUCAUUAUCACCAGUGGGGAAGGAAGCUGCAGCCCGUUCCCACUCGACUCUUUCCCCGCCAGUGAGCAGCGGCAUCCCGGGGCUCCGCUGCGUCAACACAGCAGUUGCUGAUUAAAACAAUACACAUAUACACAUUUCUGACAGAGACACAAACAUGUCGACGGCGAGGAAAACGGCGCUAAGUGAAAACACACUCUUUGGGAUGGGAAAUCCCUUGCUUGACAUUUCGGCUGUGGUCGACAAAGAUUUCCUCGACAAGUUCGGGCUGAAGCUCAAUGACCAGAUCCUCGCAGAAGACAAACAUAAAGCCUUGUUUGAAGAAAUUGUCAAGAGGAACAAAGUUGAAUAUCAUGCCGGUGGUUCGACCCAGAACUCUGUCAAAAUUGCUCAGUGGAUGAUCCAGAAACCCCAAAAGGUGGCCACUUUCUUCGGGUGCAUUGGCGCCGACCAGUUCGGGGAGAUUCUGAAGGAAAAAGCCGCAGAGGCCCACGUGGACGCGCAUUACUACGAACAGAACGUGGAGCCGACCGGUACCUGUGCGGCUUGCAUCACCGGGGACAAUAGGUCCUUUGUUGCUAACCUGGCGGCGGCAAACUGCUACAAAAAGGAACAGCACCUGGACUUGGACAGCAACUGGGAGCUGGUGAAGAAGGCCAAGGUUUAUUAUAUUGCGGGAUUUUUCCUCACCGUCUCCCCGGAGUCCAUCAUGAAAGUGGCGAAGCACGCUUCAGAUAACAACAAAAUAUUCUGCAUGAACCUCUCAGCACCUUUCAUCAGCCAGUUCUUCAAAGAGCCCCUGAUGGAGGUCAUGCCUUACGUCGACAUCUUGUUUGGCAACGAGACGGAGGCGGCCACAUUUGCCAAAGAGCUCGGCUUUGAGACUGAUGACAUCGCAGAGAUUGCGAACAAGACCCAAAAUCUACCCAAGGAGAAUACCAAAAGGCAGCGAGUGGUGGUCUUCACGCAGGGCAAGGAGGACACGGUCGCAACUGUUGGCGAUGAGGUGACGAUGUUCCCAGUUUUGGACAUCGACCAGAACGAUAUCGUGGACACAAACGGAGCCGGAGACGCCUUUGUGGGAGGGUUCCUCUCUGCGUUGGUCCAGGAGCAGGCGUUGGAGGAGUGCAUCCGGGCCGGACACUACGCCGCCAACGUCAUCAUCCGACGGGUCGGGUGCACCUUCCCCGAGAGGCCGGACUUCCACUGAUGCGUCCGAGCACCGCACAUAUAUCUGUUCCGCGAGAUACUCGUAUAUGCACGCUUCAGGAUUUUAUAUACGUUUUUAUUUUCUAUUUACAGCGACUCACUGCAUGGGACUAGCUUCUACAGCUUGGAUAUACUAUCAAGCUUUAAAAAAUACAACUCAGAUGUUUGAAUACAAUUCAAGUGUGCUGGUGUCAAGUAUUGGAAUAAAAUGUUUAAAGGAG
This is a messenger RNA of Gasterosteus aculeatus aculeatus (three-spined stickleback), 1509 nucleotides long. NCBI's taxonomy places the organism in Eukaryota, Metazoa, Chordata, Actinopteri, Perciformes, Gasterosteidae. The record is from RefSeq and is a predicted model, not a curated record.